AUGGAAGAAAAAUACAAAUUGUUUGAAGCACUUGAUGAUGUGAGCAGCAUCUUCUCAGAGGUGAAUGAUGAAUGGACUGCUGCAUGCUUCGAAGAUAAUUUUUCGGACUUCGCCAACUUCGCACAUUCGAUACAAUUUUCAGUCCUUCAAGCCUUCGACUACCUACAACGCCUUUCGGAAUUAUGUUUCCGGCUAAUGUUAUAUGCUGAGAAAACAAAUUCGUCAACCGAAAUAUGGCAUGAAAUAGCUAGAAAAAAUUUUGAUGCAAAGAAAUUAUGCAUUUUUGCGUGGUAUCUGAUUGAACGGGGACUCCAGCCUGAUGUUGCCUGUGAAGAUCGAAAAGUGGGGCUAAUUGGUUCACGAAUUUAUAUUUCACUGUGCUGUUUAAGUGGAGCGCAGGCUUUCAAUAUCUUCAAUGAUUAUCUCUUCCAGAGGGCUUUGGAUCAAUUGCGAUUAAUUCGUGGAUUACUUAGUAGUGGUCAUCUUUCGAUAACUAAUAAUCGUGUAGACAUAGUUCAGAAUACCAAAAGUAAAAAUAAGAAACCAUUUGUUGUAAAUAACGCAAGAGUAAAGCAAACAGUUUUUGAACAACUUACUUUGGAAGACGGAACAGAAUUAAGAUAUAUGCUUUGUGAUGUUUUGGAUUCAUUAUUCGUCUUUUUAAACAGAGACUUACUUUCAUCAGCUCAACAAUGUUUAAUAUCAUUGGCAGUUUUUUUGCAACAGCUUAUGCAACUUGAUUUUUCCGAAAAAACGUCUCUUUUACAGUGUAAGCGGUUGUCAGACUUCCAGAGAUUACGGGGGUUUUCUGACCGAUCAUUCGCUCUGAUGCAUCGCUUUCUAGAUAAUCGGCAUGCUGCUUCUGGCGUUGUAUACGGAAGAGUUGUUAUGCCGCGACUAUUAUUCUGGACAUUUGAAAAUACCGUACUUCCCACGAAUGCUUAUCCACCGAAACUGAUGACCACUUAUAAGGAAGCGAUGCUAAAUUUUAUCAGAUUAAGAAUAGAAAAAAAUUCUGAAGAGGAGAUAUUCACUAUUUUAUUGGUGCUUCAAAAUAUAUGUUUUCGUUGUCCAGAUCGCAGUGAUUAUCGUGCAAAAGUGGCAAGUUCCGUUAUUGAAGUCCUUGCCUAUCUGCCUCCCAAACAUAUUCGAGAUUUUGCCAACUUCCUGUUGCUAAUUGGCGCCAAUUCCAAAGUUGCAGUACGUGGUUUUGUUAUUGAAAUUGCAGUACCGUUUGUGAAACAAUGUGGUCAUAUCCUUGAAGUUAGUUGCAAGAAAGAAAAUAGAACUUACGAUUGCGAACAAAUGCAUGAAGAGGACAUGUCCAGUGGCAAAGAAAUACCGAUGGAGGUAGAUGGAGCUGAAGAAGAUGAUGAUUGUGAUAGACAAAAAGUCCGAAAGAAAGAAAAAGGAAAGAAAGCAAUAAGCAACAAUCUGGUAAAGAAAAUCGGUCUUUAUAAUGCUAUUUUGGUUUUUGUAAUAAGAAGCUGUAAUGAUAAAUCCCCAAUGGUACGAACUCGAGCUUUGAUGCAGAUUGCAAUAUUGCUUCAUGAUGAAAAUAUACGCAGCAGGCUUUUGAAUUUAUCAAAGACACCGAUGUAUGUUUAUUGUUGUGAAGAUGAGGAUGCUAAAAAGCAACGAGAUGAUCCAAUACUUCUGAGGACUAUUACAACUCGCUCUUUGGAUGCAAGGGUAUCAACCCGCAGAGCAGCAAUAAUUGCUCUUGAAUCACUUUUUUCAACUCUUUCUGAAUCACAACAAGCAGAAUUUUUAACAGUUUUCCAGCAGCACUGUCGAGAUCCCUCACUAUUGGUAAGGAAACAAGCUGCUGAAUCAUUGAGCCGUUUACUUUUAUCCUUUGGUGCAAAUACUAACAUGCUUGAUAAAGUCUGGCUUACAUCAGUUCUGCCUCUAAUUAAUGAUCGUGAGCAAUCGGUUGUACAACUAGCAUCCAAAUUAGUUUUGGAAACACUUAUUUUGCCUGCUGUAGAAGACACGACACCUUUUGUUUGGCGUAUUUUGGAAGCAGUAGAACAAGAAGUUAAUCAUAGGCGCUUAUUAUUACGCUCUUUACUUCACCAGGCUAAAGAAGGAGGGUUAACAGAAUGCGCCAUUGAAAGCUUGUUAAAGAAGUGUGACGACUUAAAGAAUGUGAAUAUUGUUUGGAUGUUACUGAAUUUUUUAAGCAAUGUGUUCAAGAUUGAUGGUUCUCAAGCGGUCCGUUUCUGGUAUACGCUAAAUGGAAGUGAUGAAAGUAAUGUAGUUGGUUACGUUGCCGAAGUUAUUGCGCGCUGUGCUGAUCGUAUAAGUGAAGCGAGUCGAAACCAGCUUAUUGAGAAUUUUAGUACAAAGCUAACUGAAUUUGGUAUAAGCGAAGGUCACAUCGCUCAUGUUUACUACGCAUUUGCUCGUUUAUGUAAUGGUAUUGGCGAUGACAGCGCAGGUGCAAAACAGAUGCUGGAAUUUAACCGUAAUUUAAUGGAUAAAUCACUUAAAAUUUUAAAGAACAUAAUUUUUCAUCCGAUCAGUGGUUCUGGUGAAGACCUACUUACUCAGGAAAAUGACAAAACAGCAAAACUUCUUGUACGAAUUAUAAACUCACUGGGUGAAGCAGUUCAGUAUAGCCCGAUAUUAUUGAGCACGAAUCCGAAAGUAUUUGAUAUUAUGCAAUUAAUAAUGGCUUCUGAUGUGAUACAGCAACAACUGACUCAAAUAGGUACUUUAUGCAUAGCCGCAUCUUCAGUACGCCCAUCAACUGCCGCUCAUUGUUAUGAUAUGAAAGGUUUUGUAAAGCAACAACCACAACAGACUGAUGUUCAACAAGUUCCGGAUUGCAAUUCUUAUGAACACUGUGUUUCUUCGGCUGGCUUUCUUCAAACCUCUAUGUCUUCUAAUCAACCUAAUAAAGAUAUUGAUAGUAAUCAGAAAGCAUCUGCAUCAGUAAAUCAAGAAUGUAGAACAUCGCAACCAACCAGUCAUGGAUUAGGUCCUACAUUUCUGCGCCAACAUACUGUUAAUAUGGAAGUGUUAACUCCAGCUGUAAGAGCACAGGCAGUUCUAGCUAUUGGUAAAAUGUGUCUUCAGGACGAAAAGCUGGCAAAGAAAUGCGUCCCAGUGCUGUCACGACAGCUUUUAGUAAACAGCAAUCACUUAGUUCGAAGCAAUAUUGUUAGUGUAAUUUGUGAUCUUUGCAAAAGGUACACAUUACUAGUUGACCGUCACAGUGCAAUCAUAGCUUCUUGUCUGAAAGAUCCAUCGACGCUGGUGCGAAAACAAACGCUAAUGUUAUUGACACAUCUCAUCAAAGAACAGUUUGUACGUUGGGCAGGGCAGAUUAUGUACAGAUUUGUGUCAACAAUUUUGGAUGAAAAUAAGGAGGUUCGCGAAUACGCAGAGAUGUGUUUGAUUGAUGUGCUGCUUGUGCAAUUCCCGAACAUGUUUGUAAAUCAUUUCCUGGAAUGUGUUUUUUAUUUCAAUUCAGUCACACACAGUUUAUGGUCGGCGACAACUAAUGCCAUGGAAGAUGAUACAGAAAGGCAAGAUUUAAAGUGUUCUUUAUCAGGAUUUCGAUUAAAGAAUGCACGAAUGAGACUUUACCGAUUUAUGAUAAAAACAUUUAAUGAUGAAAACAAAUUUAUGAUUGGAAUGCGUAUUGGUCAGGAAGUUUAUUCAGCUAUAGUAGACGGCGAGCUCAACAUUUACGAUCGUCGUGUUAAAGCCUUGCUUGAAGAUUGCUACGAAAUAAUGUGUUGUUCGGAAAUAAAACUGUCUAUGGCUUUGGGUAAGAGAUCACCAGGAGAAGCGGAUGGUGAUGAUGAUGAUGAACCGCCAUCAAAUGUUCAGGAAGCAGCAAAGAAGGUUGUAACACAAGCAUUCCGCAAAGGUAUCAUCGAUGCCAUUUUACCUCAUAUCAUACAACUAAAAUAUUAUCUACAGGAGAAGCGCCUACCUGAAUUGGAAUUUGGAAUCAUCAGAGUUCUGAGGGAAUUAUGUAAAGACCAUCGCGAGCAAUUAGACGAAUUUUUGGCAAGUGACAAGCAAUUAAAAGCUGAAAUAAAGUUUGAUCUCGAAAAACUUGAGGAAAAAGAAAAAAGGAUGAAAAUUUUGAACAACAAUGAUAUAAUGGCUGAAGUACCUUUUUUGCCAAAUAGAAAGGUUUCAUUUGCUGCUGAUCGCAUGGUAUCUUCAUCAGGUCAAAAUUCUGAAACUCGGAAGCAAAAAUGUAAAGUGGAAACGAUUACACAUACCGAAGUGCAAAAAAGUGAACAAGAUAACGAUGGUAGUUUUAAUUGUUCUUUAUUAUUUGCUGCUGAUGGCAUGGUACCUUCACCAGGUCAAAAUUCUGAAAUUCGAAAGCAAGAAGGUAACGUGGAAACGAUUACACAUACCGAAGUGCAAAAAAGUGAACAAGAUAACGAUGGUGAUGCCCCAAUAGUUGAUUCUAUUGAUAAAAGAGACCGAGAGUUGACGGAAGGACAAACGAAAAGUAAUGAUGACGAGGAGAAGAAUGCCGAGAGUGUUCAACCUUCAACAAGUGUAAAGGAAUAUUUUAUCCCAACUGAAAUUACUAUGAAGAUCAAGAAACGAAGUCAAAAAAUAAAAUUUGAACAGGCAGAUGAAGAAAGCGAGUUACCCGUACGAGCGAUUUCAACGCCAGAACAUAACGUCGGCGAGCUAACUUUUGGUCUGGGCGAUGAUAUGUCAGCAAUUGAAAGUACACCAACAAGAAAAAGGUCAAAACGACAACUUCGACAACCCUGUGUGCCACCAAUUGAAGAAGCUGAUAACGAAAAUGAAUGA
Messenger RNA from Brugia pahangi, 4800 nucleotides. NCBI's taxonomy places the organism in Eukaryota, Metazoa, Nematoda, Chromadorea, Rhabditida, Onchocercidae. The record is from the annotation of a GenBank genome assembly.